This is a messenger RNA of Bombina bombina (fire-bellied toad), 6176 nucleotides long. RefSeq names its product coiled-coil and C2 domain containing 2A (gene CC2D2A). Gene Ontology annotation, biological process: protein localization to ciliary transition zone; non-motile cilium assembly. The coding region runs from base 368 to 5128 and encodes 1586 amino acids. Gene Ontology annotation, cellular component: ciliary transition zone. The record is from RefSeq and is a predicted model, not a curated record. NCBI's taxonomy places the organism in Eukaryota, Metazoa, Chordata, Amphibia, Anura, Bombinatoridae. The transcript has 36 exons.
UAAAUCCUUGGCGUUUCCGGGUGUAAGAUACUGUAUUUUAUGCAAAUGUGUCAAUGUUGAUGAUGGUGCUGAGUUACAGAACUCUCCCUUCCCUCCUAGGAAUGCUAUGAAUCUGCAGCACUUUAUUUACUCGAUCAGUUUCAACAUCAAACUUCUGUGUCAAAGAAGACUAUGAAAGCUCCUAAUGACUGAACUCACAGUGCUGCUGAUGCCCACCGGUAUCUGCAAGCAUCAUUAGUAACCUUAGGACACUGGAUCAGUGAGACCAACAGCUUGGCUGCCUUAUCAGUAGGAGGGCACAGGACCCCUGCCUUGCCCAGUCUUGUAAAGAGCACUGGCUACCAGGAAGGACUGAUUGGCUUUUACAAUGAAGGGCAGCGAGGAGAAGCAGAGUAUGAUCAUGCAGGAGUUUGUGGAUAAUGAAGAGGCUGAAGUAGAACAUUUGAAAAAGACUUUAAAAGCUCAACGUCAGAGACGUAAGAAAGCGCUGUUAGAUCAUGAUGCAGAUUCACAGGUUGAUGAACCAGUGGAAGAUAUUUCAGCCUUUAGACGAGAACAGCGCAGCCUUCCCCCUUUGGCUACUUCUUCAUCAAGAUCCAGCAUUGCUGAAACGUCCAUGAGGGAGCGGAUGAGACAGAAAUUGAAAGCUGGAAGGUCAAAAGCAGAAAGUAUAUUGCAAGAGUCCCCAUCCAUCUCACCACGAAGCUUAACUAGAUCUAGAGCUAAGGACACAGUUACUGGCUUCGAUGAAGAGAGGACAAAGGACUUUGAAGCUCAGCUAAACUCAAAAGUAAAAUUCCGUGAUUCUGUUCGAACGUUGCAGAAAAAGUCACAGGUCCAGGAUGCGUUUCCAACAGCUGAAGAAUCCUAUAAUUUUUUUACAUUAAAUGUUGACCCAGAACCUGAAGAAGAAAAAGAUCAAACUAAAAAAUCUGAUGUUAGCCAAGUGGAAGAUGGGGAAUCUGAAAGCCACCAACAGGAGCAAGAAGAAGGAGAAGAUGAAAUGGGUGAAGAUGAGUGCCUGGUUCCUGAAGAUCUGUUUGUCAUAGACCAGACAAUACGGGAUUUCCUAGAGCUGUCACCUGCUGAAUAUGAGGGCGACCACAGUCGGCUGCAGAAAUUAAAAGACCUCAUUUUUGUUCCAAGUAUUCAACAAGUGCCAACUUCUCAGAAGAUGCCUGAAAACAUGAAGCCCAGGUAUGUGGAAGAUGAGGGUCUGUAUAUUGGAGAAAGACCUAAAAUAUCCAGAACGAAUGAGAACAUUUUAGAGAAUAGAAUACUCCGUCAGGAAGAGGGAAAAAAAUGGUUUGGGGAUGAUGGCAAAAUUUUUGCUCUAGCGAAUCCCAUAAAACCAUCAUCUACGAGACCACCUAUAUUUUCUCUUCAUGAAGGAACCGAUCCAGCCUUGGAAACUGUUUAUUUAAAGGCGAUUCCCCACAAAUAUGCCAAUCAGUACAUGGUUGGAACUGGAGCUCUUCAGGGAGAGUUUCUGCUGGACAUUGAUAUAAAUGGAAUAAUAUUUACCCAUCACCCACUUUUCAGUCGCGAACAUGUCCUCGCUUCAAAACUGGCACAAAUGUAUGAUCAGUAUGUUGGAAGAAGACAAAAAAAUCUUUCCGGUCUUUUGACAGAUAAGCUACAUGCUCUAAGGAACGCUGUACAGAACAUUAUGGAAAGUACCUCAGCUCAUGGCUCCAGCACAAUUACUGAAAAAAGUACAGCUGAAUAUAAAAUGGAAAUAAGGCAAACCAGGAAAUUUCGAGACACAGAACAAGAAAGAGACAGAACGCUGUUCAAGAACAUUCUAAAAGUUUGGAAAGAAAUCAAAUCUCUACGCGAAUUUCAAAAGUUUAUUAACACACCAGUGAAACUCUAUAUGCGAAAAGAAGAAAUUAAUAGAAGAGCAGACGAGGAAGAAUAUGAGGCUGAAAUACAAUCUGAGAUACAUGAGGUAAUGGAAGAAUAUUUAGAAGAACAUGAAAAGAAUAUGAUCCAGUACAAGAAUGAUGUUCAGCAAUGGAAAGCAUGGAGAAGGGCCCAGAAGCUGAAAAAGAAAAAGAAAAAGGAGAACCCAAAUGAAGAUGAUGAGGAAGACAGCCCACAUUCUGAAGAAGGACCCAUCAAACCGUUACCGCCUGUAAUGCCAGACAGACAAGCUGUUGAGCAAGACAUUCGAGAAAAAGCUGGUAACAUCAGAAGGAGACCAGGAGAACCUAUACUGAUACCUGAACUAAGCCUGUCAGGGGUUGUAACCCCCAAUGAUAUGUGUCCGAGGGUAGAAGCAUUAAGGCGCGAGGACAUCCAAAAACAUUCAUUAUUCAUUAAGAUCCUUGUUAACAAUAAGGAGGUUUCAAGAACUGUAACUAAGCAUUUGGGUUCAGACUUCAGAGUUCACUGGGGACAAAUAUAUAAGACACAGAUUCUUAAUUGGCCCGAAAGCAUAAAGCUGCAGAUAUUUGAAACUGUUGGAAAGAGCGGAACUAAUUUGUUAGCAGAGGCUUUUAUUCCGAUCCCAGAGAGUACUCUAUUAACAGGAAGAGCCCCCUUUGAAGAUGUAGAGUUCAGUAGUAACCAAAGGGUGAUGUUUGAUCAUGAAGGUGUUGGCAGUGAUGUACCAUUUUCAUUUGAGGCAGAUGGCAGCAACAAAAUGACGUUAAUGACUUCUGGAAAAGUCUCUUAUUGUGUUUCUUGGGCUGUUGGAGAAAACGGAGUGCCCUUGGUCCCUCCAAUUUCACAGCAAAACAGAUCAUUAAAUAAUGAUGCAGUUGCAUCUAUCGGAGCAUCCAGCCUGACUGACAUGAAGAAACUGGCGAAAUGGGCUGCAGAAUCAAAGCUUGAUCCAAACGAUCCUAACAAUGCUGCUCUCAUGCAACUAAUAACGAUUGCAAACAGUGGAGAUUCUUAUGUCCCAGAAUAUUUCAGGCUUGAACAGUUGCAGAAGGAGUUUGAUUUUGUAUCUGAUGAAGAAUUUAACAGAUCAAAAAGGUUCAGACUUUUACAGCUGCGUAACCAGGAGGUAGCAGAAUUUCGGAAUUUUAAGCAAGUACCUCUAAAGGACCGUGAGAUCUCUGAUAAGAUCUUCCAGGAAUAUGAUAAGAGAUUGCGUGACCAAGAUGUAAUCACCAAAGACAGUUAUUUAGAUGGUCGCAGAGCCUUGGUGGCCAGGUACCUUCAGAAGGUUAGGGACUCUGUGGUGAAUCGUUUCUUGAUAGCUAAACGCCAUUACAUUCUCUCUGACCUGGUUGUUGAAGAAGAUAUUCCUAGUCUUGGUGUUAUGGGAAUGGACCUUUUCAAGCUGGCUGAGCCAAAACGUCCACUGAAGCCAAGGCGAAAGGAGAGAAAGAAAGUUACUGCUCAAAAUCUAUCUGAUGGUGACAUAAAAGUCCUUGUAAAUGUUGUCCGUGCAUACGAUGUUCCUGUCAGAAAACCAACAUCAAGCAAACCAGCACAAUCAUCCAGGUCUGCAAGAUCGUUCAAUGAAAUGUUUUCAGCAACAGCGGCAGCAGCAUCACCUCCAGGCCAGACUCAAGAUCCUGAGUGGGCAAUAAACCAGGUAUUAGUCCGACCAUUUGUAGAAGUCUCUUUUCAACGUACUGUAUGUCAAACUUCAACUGCAGAUGGUCCAAAUCCCAACUGGAAUGAAGAACUUAUUCUUCCAUUUAGGGCACCUAAUGGUGACUAUAGCACGACUAGUUUGCAGUCUGUUAAAGACGAUGUAUUUAUCAAUAUCUUUGAUGAGAUUUCCUAUGAUAUUUUAGAGGAUGACAGGGAAAGAGGAAGUGCCGUCCACACAAGAAUAGAACGUCAUUGGCUGGGGUCUGUGCGAAUUCCAUUUACAACCAUCUACUUUCAAUCCAGGAUUGAUGGGACAUUUCGAGUUGAAAUUCCGCCAGUACUUCUUGGAUACAGUAAGCAGCAUAAUUUGGGUAAUGAAGGUGGAUACGAUGCAGUGAGAAGUCUGAGUCAAGGCUCUUUUUUAACACUGUUCAUAACUAUUGAACCUCAACUGGUACCUGGAGAAUCCAUCAGAGAAAAGUUUGACAGCCAAGAAGAGGAAAAACUGCUACAGGCUGCAGAGAAGUUUCAAAGAGAAGCAGGGUUAAAGUUUCCAAAACGUCAAUGUCUGCCCACUGUAACCGAUAUCAAUGGGACCACAGUUUUUGUCACUAGAUACAUCAAGCCGUUGAACCCACCGCAGGAAUUUCUUGACGCCCAUCCAAAUAAUCAACAAGCAGCUUCAGAACUUGUGGCUCGCUAUGUCUCUCUAAUUCCUUUCUUGCCUGACAGUGUGUCAUUUGCCGGAAUAUGUGAUUUAUGGAGCACAUCAGACCAAUUUCUUGACCUGUUGGCCGGAGAUGAAGAAGAACACGCUGUCCUGUUGUGCAAUUAUUUUUUGGCAAUGGGGAAAAAGGCUUGGCUUAUAAUAGGAAAUGCAAUCCCUGAGGGUCCAACUUCAUACGUGCUUACCUUGGAACAGAGCCAGUAUAUCAUAUGGAAUCCAAGCACUGGAAGAUGUUAUGGCCAGUUUGACACUUUUUGCCCCUUACAAAAUAUUGGAUGUUUGAUCAAUGCUGACAAUAUUUGGUUUAACAUUCAGCAAUAUGAUUCACCAAUGAGCAUUAUAUUUGACACAAGCCGGCCAAAGAUGUGGAAACCAUUUUUCUCAAGAAGUUUUCCAAAUCCUGGUCUUUCUAGCGUUCAGCCAGAAGAAUUGAUUUAUCAUCGUUCAGACAAAGCUGCAGCUGUUGAACUUCAAAACAGAAUUGAGAAAAUACUGAAGGAGAAAAUCAUGGAGUGGAGACCAAGACAUCCAACUCGAUGGAACAGAUACUGCACAUCUACUCUGCGACAGUGCUUACCUCUUUUAGAGGAAACCCAAGGCAAAGAAGUAGAGGAAGAUCAUCGGGCAGAGUUGCAAAGGCAGCUUGGAGAUUAUAGGUUUUCUGGAUUUCCUAUUCAUAUGGCGUUCUCGGAAAUAACACCUCUUAUAGAAGCUGUCUAUAGCACAGGAGUGCACAACAGUGAACUCCCCAGUGUAGAGUUUGCUCUGGCUGUGUAUGUUCACCCUUAUCCAAAGAAUAUUUUCUCUGUGUGGGUAUACGUCGCUUCUCUUGUUCGGAACAGAUGAUCUAAAAGCUGUAGGACAAUAGCCUCAGGAAAUCAGUGCUGAAUUUACCGCUAUACCAGACUUAGGCACACAUAACAGACAUGAAGUCUGACUUCACUAGAACAACAGGUGCCUAGCAUUAAUUGGUGACGUAUCCAAGUAAUUACUGCACUUCAGGUACAGGUAUCAUAGGACCGAGGUCCUCAGUCUUCUAUCUCAGGGUCCAUUUUACUACCGGUGUGGUGAUUGGAAGCUAACCAAAAUGGCAGGAAACUUGGACAAAUUUCUCUUCAUUCUUGUUCCAGAUGGGGGAAAAAAGUUCCUUCUUUUGGCAUUUAUAUUUGCUAAGCUACCCCUAUGAUUUAGAAGAAGUCUCCCCCUUUUUAGACUGUGUUUUUAGUGUACUUAUUUUUAUUCAACCAAAAAAACUGAAAUUGAUCUCAAAUCAAUAUUUGUUUCUAAACUAAGCCUAUUCAAAUGUAGAAUUCUGUAUUGGAGACAUUUGGUUUUAUCCAUAAUUAGCUGAUGUUGGAACCUUUCACCUUAUCAUUCAAAAUUCAUUUUAUAAUUCACUAUAAAUUAACAUCCUAAUCAUAUAUUAUGUACAGAGUAGUCUGCUAGUAAAAUCUUGUGAAUUACCCUACACUGGAUGAUCAUUAAAUUAAAAGUGAAUAUUGCUGAUAUAGUCCAGUAAAUAAUUUCCUAGGCAAUAAGAACAAAAGAUAAAUUACAUUUUGUAUAUGUGUAUAGCUAAUACAGAUGUGCUAAAUCUGCAUAAACCGAUGCCUUAAAGUUUAUUUUAAAUAUGUUUAGGUACUUGCUAUUUAAAAAAAAAAAAACGGAGAGAGAAAAUUACUAGUUUUAAAUAUGCAGCUUGGAUCACAUAUAUAUAUUUUUUCUAUGCUGUAUAUGACACACACACUGUAUAAAACAAUAUGGACAAUUACAUUUUUAGAAUUGUACAUACCACUGUUUUAAAAUAUAUAUAUUUUAAUAUCUGUUUUAUUGUAAUAAUGUUUUUAUAUUUUCUAGAAUUUGUUAAAAAUACAAAUAAAAUUUUAUUACAUUG